This is a messenger RNA of Apus apus (common swift), 1403 nucleotides long. RefSeq names its product TAM41 mitochondrial translocator assembly and maintenance homolog (gene TAMM41). Gene Ontology annotation, molecular function: phosphatidate cytidylyltransferase activity. Gene Ontology annotation, cellular component: mitochondrion. The transcript is spliced from 9 exons. Lineage: Eukaryota; Metazoa; Chordata; Aves; Apodiformes; Apodidae. The record is from RefSeq and is a predicted model, not a curated record. Gene Ontology annotation, biological process: CDP-diacylglycerol biosynthetic process; cardiolipin biosynthetic process. Bases 24 to 1037 code for a protein of 337 amino acids.
AGCGGGGCGGGCCGGCGGGCGCCAUGGCGCUGCCCGUGCUGUCGAGCUCAGGGAUGAAAUUCCGGCGGGUGCUGGCGCACUUCCCUCAGGAGCUCAGCCUGGCCUUCGCUUAUGGGUCCGGAGUCUUCCGGCAGGCGGGGGCUUCGGCCGGGCAGGGCGAGAACAAUAUGCUGGACUUUGUGUUUGUUGUUGAUGAUUCUGUGACCUGGCACAUGAUGAACUUGUUAAAGAACAGGAGUCAUUACUCCCUCCUAAAAGUUUUUGGGCCAAAACAGAUAAGUAGUAUACAGAGCUACGGAGCAGGGGUUUACUACAAUACUUUAGUGCCAUGUAAUGGUAGGAUGAUAAAAUAUGGUGUAAUUAGCACUGACACCCUGAUUGAUGAUUUACUUCACUGGAAAACCCUCUAUGUUGCUGGACGCCUGCAAAAACCAGUGAAGAUCCUGACCCAGAAUGAGAACAGCAAGCUGCAAGCUGCCCUCGUUAGCAACCUGAAGAACGCGGUCACUGCCGCCUUCCUCAUGUUGCCAGAAAGUUUCUCUGAAGAGGACCUCUACAUGCAGAUUGCAGGACUCUCCUAUUCUGGUGACUUCAGAAUGAUAAUAGGAGAAGACAGAUCCAAAGUGCAGAACAUAGUGAAACCUAAUGUUCCCCAUUUUCAGAAGCUGUACAGUAACAUAUUACAGGACUGCCCUCAAGUGGUAUAUAAACACCAUCUGGGAAGGCUAGAGAUUGAUAAAAGCCCAGAAGCUCAGUUCACCCAGCUAAUGGCUUUGCCAAAGACUCUGCAGCAAAAGAUAACUUCUCUGGUAGACCCUCCUGGAAAAAACAGAGAUGUGGAAGAAAUCUUAAUGCAAGUUGCCCAUGACCCUGACUGUGGAUUCGUGGUGCAUCAAGGCAUUUCGGGAAUUGUGAGAUCUUCCAGUAUAGUGCAGAGUGCUAAAACCAUACUAACAGCUGGGGCAAAGAAGUCUAUAACUUACAGUAUGAAGAAACUAUAUAAAAUGACAAAAGGAUGGUUAAGGAAAACAUCUUGAGUCUUGACAUACUGUGUAUGGCUGUCUUGUCUGUCUUCAUCUUAUGGGAACCUCCAUGGGGUGGAAUCUUCUCUAGAACAAAGCAAGCAAAAAGUACUUGUGGUUAAAUAUUCUGAAAAAACAGUUAGUGGUGUUCAGAUUUCUGUUCAACUCUGGAAGUACCUCAUUGUUUGCUUGAAGAUGCUGCUGCUGUUACGACCCUGCGCCAGCUGAAAUUAUACUGUCUCUUUUAAUCUUCCUCUGGAUGGUGGGGCAGGCAAUUAUGAGGAGGGCAAGCUUUGUCUUGAAGCAGGUAAUAAAUAACCAUCUCCAUUGACUUACAGUUUGGAUCAACUUGUCUGUCUGGAAUUACUGCAAUUUAAUGCA